AUGUCGUAUGUGGUGCAAGCCGGACUCUUUGCGAGUGGUCUAGCGGUUGGAGUUGGUGGAGCGGUCCUGCUUGCGUCCAACCGCAAGCCCACCGCCGCUGCCAUCUCGCACGACCAGCCCUCUACCCCCGGUAAACCGGCCAUCACUUCCACCCCCUCCUCCUCAUCUGUCGCCGUCGUCGACUCGGGCUAUACCUCAUCGGACUCUCUCGGACCCGCCGGCUACCCUGGCCCUGUCUCGGACUUCCUUCGCCACUCGGCCUACGUUUCAUCCUACGACCGUCGGUUGCGCCACCCCGCAUGGACGGCUGAGCACCUGACGGCUGCAGCGCUGCAGCGUCCGCCAGGCCCGAAACCGGACCGCUCCAACUCUGUUUUCCGCGAGGAUACUCGGAUCCCAGAGCUCUUCCGCGCCAAGAUGGCCGACUACUUUCGCUCGGGCUACGACCGUGGCCACAUGGUCCCCGCUGCCGACGCCAAGAUCUCCCAGCUCGCCAUGGACGAGACGUUCCUGCUCACCAACAUUGCGCCUCAGGUGGGUGCCGGGAUGAACCGCGACUACUGGGCUCACACAGAGGACUUUGUCCGCCGCCUCACAUCGAGGUUCGCCGACCUGUACGUCUUCACCAUCCCGCUGUACCUGCCCCGCCAGUAUCCAGAUGGAAAGUUCCGCGUCUCGUACGAAGUCAUCGGCAACCCUCCCAACAUCGCCGUCCCCACCCACUUUGCCAAAGUCAUCCUCGGCGUAGGGACCGCCAGCGAAGCCAACGGUGCACCAGGGCCCAAGCCAGAGUGGAAGGCGAUUGGAGCCAAGGUCGGUUUGGGCAGCGGCAUGGUGAUGGGGGCAUUUGUCAUGCCGAACAGUGUGAUUCCCAACGAGGCACCGCUGGAGAGCUUUGCCGUGCCCGUCGAGACGGUCGAGAGGGCUGCGGGGUUGACGCUGUUUCCACCCGCCGUCAAGGGCGCAGCUAAGAGGCUGUGCGAUACCGUCCAGUGCUCGAUCGUGGUGAGGGAUUUCAGCGACAAGAGCAAGACGCUGUCCGCUGCUGCACCCAAGGCCCUCCCCGCACCCAGUGCCAGACUCUGA
Moesziomyces antarcticus is the source of this 1086-nucleotide messenger RNA. RefSeq names its product DNA/RNA non-specific endonuclease. Gene Ontology annotation, molecular function: RNA endonuclease activity; nucleic acid binding; single-stranded DNA endonuclease activity. Bases 1 to 1086 code for a protein of 361 amino acids. Gene Ontology annotation, biological process: apoptotic DNA fragmentation. The transcript has a single exon. Gene Ontology annotation, cellular component: mitochondrial inner membrane; nucleus. The record is from RefSeq and is a predicted model, not a curated record. NCBI's taxonomy places the organism in Eukaryota, Fungi, Basidiomycota, Ustilaginomycetes, Ustilaginales, Ustilaginaceae.